Molecule: messenger RNA, 869 nt
Organism: Sorex fumeus (smoky shrew)
Lineage: Eukaryota; Metazoa; Chordata; Mammalia; Eulipotyphla; Soricidae
Gene: XRCC2
Product: X-ray repair cross complementing 2
Exons: 3
Coding region: 18-869 (283 amino acids)
Biological process (GO): DNA strand invasion; double-strand break repair via homologous recombination
Cellular component (GO): Rad51B-Rad51C-Rad51D-XRCC2 complex; centrosome; replication fork
Molecular function (GO): ATP binding; four-way junction DNA binding; ATP-dependent DNA damage sensor activity
Source: RefSeq, a predicted model, not a curated record
CGCGGCCGCCGCGGCCAAUGGCGCAGGUGGCGGGAAAGACGAGCGCGGGCGCGCCGGGCCCGCAGGCCGCGGGCGGGGGCGUCCCCGGGGCCGAGUCGGGCACGGAGCUCCUGGCCCGCCUUGAAGGCCGAAGUUCCCUGAAGGAGAUUGAGCCGACUCUGUUUGCUGCCGAAGACUCGCCCGAUCACGGUGGCAUUGUUGAGCUGCACGGCCCGGAGGGCGCGGGGAAGACGGAGCUGCUGUACCGCGUCACGGUGCGCUGCCUGCUGCCGCCGUCGGCCGGCGGCCUGGGCGCCGAGGCGCUGUUCCUGGACACGGACGGCCACUUCGACCUGCUGCGGCUGGUGGCCGUGCUGGAGCGCGCGCUGCCCGCGGGCGCCGAGGCGCUGGUGCGGGGCUGCCUGGGCCGCCUGUGGGUGCUGCCGUGCGCCAGCAGCGCCCAGCUCCUGCUCACGCUGCAUGCGCUGCCCGCCCUGCUGUGCCGCCGGCCCGCGCUCGGCCUGCUGGCCCUGGAUGGCCUCUCGGCCUUCUACUGGCAGGACCGCGCCCAGGGCGGCGAGAGUGCCCGCCGGCAGGAGGCCCCGCUGGGCCGCUGCGUGCAGCUGCUGCAGCGCCUGGCCGCCGCCCACCGCCUGCAGCUCUUCGUCACCACGCAGAGUCUCCUGCAGGGGGACCCCGACCGCGCGCCCUCCCUGGGCCAGGCCUGGCGGCGGGCCGUGACGCACCGGCUGCUCCUCUCCCGGCAGGAUGACGCCGCGGGCGGCCCGCGGUUCUCCGUGCUGGUGCGGCACCUGAGAAGCAACUCUUCCCGGAGACUCUCUUUCACCGUGGGCGACGGCGGGCUGGAGUUCUGCGCCCAGGGCUCAUGA